CUAGCUGCAUCAAAUCUUCAGAAGAAGAAGAAAGGCGGAAGUAAAUGAAAUGUCAAUAGAAGAAACAGAGGGGUCUGUUUCUUCAUGUUCUAAUCUACACACUGUUUUAAUAUGUGAGCAGUGAGGCUGAGCUACCGAGGUGUCAGCAUGUGGACUUACUCUGUGAGGUCGAUGUUGUGGAAGUCAAAGCUCCUCCGAGCAGCUCUGUCAGUCAGAUCCAGGUCACAUGGAACCUGUGGGGGUAAGACCUGGAUCAGACCUUGUGGGUUCGACACAGGGUUAAAGACUUACAACAGCCUGAGCAAACAGAAAGAGCCUCUCAUUCUGGAAAAAGAGGGAGUAGCGACAUGGUACAGCUGUGGACCCACUGUGUACGACCACGCCCACCUGGGUCAUGCAUGCUCUUAUGUCAGGUUUGACAUCCUGCAGAGGAUCCUGUCCCGGUUGUUUGGGAUCACGGUGAUCCACGCGAUGGUCAUCACCGACAUCGACGACAAAAUCAUCAAAAGAGGCUUGGAGGAGAAUGUUUCCCCUGGUGUCGUGUCCUCCAUGUACGAGGAUGAGUUCAAGAGGGACAUGCUGUCGUUAAAGGUGACUCCUCCUGCCGUGUAUUUAAGAGUCACUGAAAAUGUGCAUCACAUCGUCGCCUUUAUUGAGCGGAUCAUCAGAAACGGACACGCCUACUCCACCAAGGAGGGUGAUGUUUUCUUUGACAUCCAGUCCAUCGGUGAUCGUUACGGCAAAUUUGUGGGCGCUGUGGACUCGCAGGGAGAGCCAGGCGCCACGAACAAACGGGACUCCAGGGAUUUUGCUCUCUGGAAGCCGUCCAAACCUCAGGAACCAUCCUGGGAGUCUCCGUGGGGCAGAGGAAGACCUGGCUGGCAUAUCGAGUGCUCCACCAUCGCCAGCUCAGUGUUCGGGAGUCAGCUGGACAUCCACUCUGGAGGGAUCGAUCUGGCCUUUCCUCACCACGAGAACGAGGUCGCUCAGAGUGAAGCCUAUCAUCAGUGUGAGCAGUGGGCGAACUACUUCCUGCACUCAGGACAUUUACACCUCAAAGGGAGCACAGAGAAAAUGUCUAAAUCUCUGAAGAACUACGUCACAAUCAAGGACUUCCUGCAGUCGUACUCAGCCAACGAGUUCCGGAUGUUUUGUCUGUUGGCAAAGUACAGAUCAGCGAUCGACUACAGUGACAGCAGCAUGUCGGAGGCCCGCUCCUCUCUGGGAACCAUCAGCACCUUCAUCCACGACGCUCAGGCCUACAUGAAGGGUCAGCUGCAGUGCUCACCUGUGCAGGAGGCCGUGCUCUGGGAGAGGCUGGCUGAGACCAAAUCCAGUGUGCUGAAGUCUCUGGCAGACGACUUCGACACGCCGAGAGCCAUGGGAGCCGUGAUGAGUCUUGUUUAUCACGGAAACUGCCAACUGCAGCCUGUUUCAAAGUCUGACGGUGUCGUUCGGAGCCCUGCGGUGUUCGCAGCGAUGAUCAGCUACAUCAGAGAUCUCCUGGACGUGUUCGGGGUCGACCUGCAGCACAGUAAGGACUCUGACUCGGGGAAGAACAGCGGGAGCCUGGAGGCCGUCGUGGAGCAGCUGACUCGAUUCAGGAGUGAAGUCCGAUCCUUCGCGCUCACUCGUCAGGACGCUCCGGCCAAAAAACCCAGACUGUACCCGGAGAGACUCCCGCUCCUCAAAGCCUGCGACACCCUCAGGGAUGACCUGGCACCUCUAGGCGUGCUGAUAAAGGACAGAGGAGCCACAUCAACGUGGGAGAUAACGGAGGGGAAACAAAGUCAGAGAGACGAGGCUGAAGAGCAGAAGACAUCCAGCUGAGAGACACGUCUGCCUUUAAAUAAAGACUUCUUAAUUCACUUAAUUUAAGACUCAGGACCAACAGGAACACAGAGACUCACCUGAUGUGCCGACGUCAGCAGAACAACGCUCAGAUUCCUCUGGAGUCAGAAAGUCUAUUCCACAAUAAAGCUGUCUAAUUUAA
This is a messenger RNA of Notolabrus celidotus (New Zealand spotty), 1993 nucleotides long. RefSeq names its product cysteinyl-tRNA synthetase 2, mitochondrial (gene cars2). The transcript has 15 exons. NCBI's taxonomy places the organism in Eukaryota, Metazoa, Chordata, Actinopteri, Labriformes, Labridae. The record is from RefSeq and is a predicted model, not a curated record. Gene Ontology annotation, cellular component: cytoplasm. Bases 148 to 1830 code for a protein of 560 amino acids. Gene Ontology annotation, molecular function: cysteine-tRNA ligase activity; ATP binding. Gene Ontology annotation, biological process: cysteinyl-tRNA aminoacylation.